Prorocentrum cordatum is the source of this 2138-nucleotide messenger RNA. The record is from the annotation of a GenBank genome assembly. NCBI's taxonomy places the organism in Eukaryota, Dinophyceae, Prorocentrales, Prorocentraceae.
AGCCGAGCUGGCCCCCCGCGCCCCCGCCAAGCGGAGGGCGCUCCCUCUGAGGGCAGGUGCCCCUGCCAUGGGGCGGCUCCGCGCGGCCGUGGCGGCGCUCGCCGCGCGCGGCGCCCUCGGCGAGGGCGCGCGCGCGACGCCGGUGCUGCGGGGCUGCGGCGUGCCAGUGGAGCAGGUAAAGCUCGUCCUCCCAGCCGGGGACGUGGUGGCCGCCGGCACCAUGCAGGUCGCGUUCGUCGGCGGCAGCGACGCGGUGCGCGUUCGGUAUUGGAGCGAGGAUUCUGGCGAUGUCCUGUCCGCUGCUCCGAGGAUCGGAUCAUGCCCUACGAGCAGUUUUUCCACCCAGAGGCGGGGCAGAGGCUCUUCAACCUGGCCGCGCUGACCGGGCUCAAGCCGGGGCGGUACCAGUACGAGAUCGUCGACGACCCGCACGCGGGCGUCCCCGUGGGGGCCGCGGGGGCGAGCGGCGCGCCCGGCGAGGGCGGCUCGCCGGAGCGCGCGCUCGUCGAGUGGUGCAACGCCUUCGCGGCGGUCGUUCCCGGGAGCUUCACGUUCGGCCCGAAGGGGAGCAGGCUUCGCGUGGCCGUGAUGGGCGAUAUGGGCGCGAGCUCAGACGGUCCGCACCUCGGAUGCUUCGCCUCCCGCAAGUGCGCCGGGGCGGCCGCCGUGAAGGAGCUGCUGAGGGCGUCGUCCGGGGUGCUCGACGCCGUGUUCAACAUCGGCGACAUCUCGUACGCGGCUGGCGCCGACGCCGUGUGGGAGGACUACGCGCGGGAGAAUGAGCACGUGUCGAGCCAGGUCCCGUGGAUGACGGCGGUCGGCAACCACGAGUGGGGGCCAGACUCCAAUUGCGAGUGCGGGACGCCCUACGCAUUCAGAUACCCCAUGCCGACGAACGACGGCGCAGGCGUGGAUUUCGACGCGCAUCGCAAGCCGAUUUGCCACACGUCGGUGCACCAGAAGGGCAAGAAGAUGUGCUCGUACGCCAACGACGACCGCGCCCUGGCUUGGCACGACAUGGCCUAUUCGGUCGACAUGGGAAACGCGCGCAUCGUGGUGGUGAGCACCCAGCACGGUAUCACCAAGGGGACGGGCCAGUUCGAGUGGUUGAGGAGGAAGCUCACCACCGAUCCCAAGCGGUGGCAGGUGAUCAUGGGCCACAUUGACGCGUGCUCGCCCUGCGACCCGCUGCAGACGGCGGAGAACGACAUGGCGGACUGCUACUGUUGGCCGAACGGAGGGCCCGUCGGCGAGUAUGGCGCCAGCAGCAUGAGCGUCGUGCAGCAGCUCGUCACACAGCACGGGCUGCCCGUCGACCUCGUCCUGGCCGGGCACUCGCACGAUGCGGUGGCGGACUUCGUCAGGAACUGCACCGGCAUGCCAGAUUGCGAUGCGGGGAAGCAGGCUCCGCUCGUGAUCGUGGGCGGCGCUGGGUACGGGCACGACGAGGGAGAACCGGGGGACGCCCGAAAAGAGCGUGGCAAUCAGUGCAGCCGCGCGCCAUACGGGUAUGUGGAGCUGGGCUUUGGGGACGACGCUAUCGAGGUCAACUUCCGCGGCGUGGCUGGGACUGGCAGUGAUGACUACGACACGGCCAGCUGUCUGACCCUGCACGUGAAGGAGAAGCACGCCGAGGAUCGAAAGCCAGCCGGCUGGUGGCCGCGCUUUACGCAGUCCACUGGUGGCCGGAGGCUGGAUGACGACUCCUGUCACCUGAAUAUGCACGCAGUCUUUGACACGGACAGGUGCACUCCAGCGUCCUUUUCCGUUCACAAGGGGGAGAAGCCGCCUGUGCGUUUGAUCUGAGGGUGCAAAGGCCCCUCGGCGAGAAGAUGUAUGUCGAAGCCUCCGACAUCUGCGACCACGUGUGAAACACACGCCUGCGGAUCUAAUCGACGCCAGUGCAUUAUCGCGCAUCCACGCUGGGGUUCGCCUGGCUAGAAACAUCCUUCAGAGACCCCUCGCUUCCUUUCUCGCCCUCGCAGCCCUCUUAGCCCUCUCGGCUCGCUGCCGAGGGAGGAUUUUCCUCGCCCGACUUGACGCCUCCCUCCCGGCCCUCGUGGGCACCGGCCGCCCGCGUCGGUCCGCGGCCGCCGCCCCCGAGGGGCCGCCGCCGCCGCCCCCCCGCGGGGCGCGCC